Dictyostelium discoideum AX4 is the source of this 717-nucleotide messenger RNA. RefSeq lists its product as hypothetical. The record is from RefSeq and is a predicted model, not a curated record. Lineage: Eukaryota; Evosea; Eumycetozoa; Dictyosteliales; Dictyosteliaceae. Bases 1 to 717 code for a protein of 238 amino acids. The transcript has 2 exons.
AUGAUUAAAUUAUUAUUAAUUUUAUUUUUUAUAUUUCCAAGUUUAAUUAAUUCAAACGAAAUUAAUGAUAAAUAUUGGCCAGUAUUUAAUUCUUGGAUGGAUGCAUACGAUGUAAAAUAUCAUUCUUCAGUAAUAAAUGAAAAAUUUGAAAAUUUCAAAGAGAAUUGUAUCCAAAUUCAAAAUUCCAAUAAUAAAAAUGUAAAGUUUGUCACUGUAACAUUUGAAGAUGAUAUCCAAAAUUCAUUCAUUGAAUCAUCAUUUGGAAGAAAAUUACAAUCAAUCAAUGAUGUAAUUUUACCAUCGAUUUCUAUUACUUUACCAAGUUCUAAUAUUCCAACAUUAUCAUUGAAUAAAUUUAGUGACUUAUCACAUGGAGAAUUUAUUGAUAUGUUUACUGGCCAAAAUGAAGGAGUUGAAAGUAUUCCUGAUGAAAGUCCCUCUUUAUCUGAUGGUGCAAUUUCUGGAAUUGUAAUUUGUAGUUUUAUAGGUUGUUCAGCAUUGGUUGGUAGUGCAAUUUAUUUAAUUAAAAGACGUAUUCAAACUAAAGAAAAAGAAGUUGAAAAACAAAAUGAAAUUAAAGAAAUUGAAGAUCAUAUCAAAAAAGUAUUUGGAGGUGUAAAUGUUUUUGAUCUCCAACCAGGUUCCCAUCAAUCAAUUACUGCUAGAGGUUAUCCAAUUGAAAUGGUAGAUAUUAAAAUCAACAACCAACAACAAUAA